GGGCCGAUCUCCUUCAGAAUGGACUGGUUGGAUCUCCUUGCAGUCCAAGGGACUCUCAAGAGUCUUCUCCAACACCACAGCCUCACAAAAGUGAAUUCUAAUGCAUUUGCCUAAUUUUCCUGACCCUUUUCAUGGGCAAGUCCAUUCGAAGUUUUUCUGAAAUGGGGCUAUAUUCCACCCUGGUUUUAGUUCAGCAGUUUGAACACAGCUCCUUCAUUACUAUUUCUUCAUUAUUCAUGUUCAUGCAUCAUGUUCAUGCAUUCAUGGAUAUGCAUCCUUAGAAAGGAAUUGCAGUUCAAUUCAGUUCAGUCGCUCAGUCGUGUCCGACUCUAUGCGACCCUAUGGACUACAGCACGCCAGGCUUCCCUGUCACCAGCUCCUGGAGUUAAACUCAUGUCCAUCGAGUCCAUGUGAUGUUAAGAGGUUUUUUUUAAGCUGUCAUAAAAUUCAAACAUUUUUCAAUAAAAAGAUUCAGGCUCUCACGAAAGAUUAAGCUCCUUGCUCAACCCCACAAACGAGCUGGUGACAGGUGUCCACGCGGCUCACACCACGUCCCCAUCUCCUGCUGCGGGCCAGAAUCGUUCAAACGUGUCUCCACGUCACACAGAGGCUCCUCAGCAGGUGGCACUGAUCUGAAACUUUUCACAGUAAAUCUGCUUUGAAAGGUAGUUGAUUUUUGGUCCAUACCAGUUCUUGAAAUUAAGCACCCCAAAGUGAAGCUGCUCUUUCCCACCCAUUUUAUCUCAAACGCCGAAGGUUGGUACCCGAGUCCACAGGAGCCCGGAGGGCACCUAGAGUCUGUGGGAGGCGGCGGCGCGCCCCUCAAGCCCCACCUCCCCGCUCGCGCGGAGCCGCGUGGCCCUGCGCGUUCUCCGCUGCUACGGCAACCUGAGGCCGGCGUCCCCGUCUCCACGGCCCCAAAACGGCCGCAAGUGACUGGCUGAGAAGCCCGACGGGCGGAACAAGAGGCGUCGGCAUUGGCUAAGGCCGCGACGGUUGGCGGCCGGAAGGAAGAUUUGACUGGAGCACCAACGGUGCUGCUGGCGGCAGUACCCCUGAGACUGAGGGGACAGGGCGCGAGGUGGGGGCUAGGAGGACAGGCCCCGAGCCAGAGCAGCGUGACCGCAGCAGAAACGAUGAGAUGCGCCUCGGCCUGAAGGAGGGGCCCUCCCUCGGGCGUUUACUUUGAAAGGAAUGCGAUGUUAAUUCUGGGGCAUUGAUGAUUUACAAUGCCUGAUCAAGACAAAAAAGUGAAGGCCACUGAAAAAUCAACUGAUAAAAAACAGCAAGGAGUCACCACCAGGGACUAUUCAGAUCUUAAAAGACUUCUGUGCCUUUUGAACGUUCAAUCAAGCAAGCAACAGCUUCCAGCCAUUAACUUCGAUAGUGCCCAGAACAGCAUGAUGAAGUCUGAGCCUGCCGUCAGGGCAGGUGGGCACAGAGCUCGAGGUCGGUGGCAUGAGUCCACAGAAGCUGUUGAACUCGAAAAUUUUAGUAUAAACUACAAGAAUGAGAGAAAUUUCAGCAAACAUCCCCAGCAUAAACUAUUUCAGGAGAUAUUUACAGCCUUGGUGAAAAAUAGACUCAUAUGCAGAGAGUGGGUUGAUCGCGCUCCAUCUCUUCAUUUUCUGAGAGUGUUAAUUUGUCUGAGACUCCUCAUGAGGGAUCCAUGUUAUCAGGAAAUACUUCACAGCUUGGGUGGAAUUGAAAACCUAGCUCAGUACAUGGAGAUCGUGGCGCACGGGUACCUCGGCUACGGGGAGGCACAGCACAGUGUGGACAAGCUGGUCAACAUGACGUAUAUUUUUCAAAAACUUGCUGCUGUCAGAGACCAAAGAGAAUGGGUCACCACAAGCGGAGCUCACAAGACAUUAGUGAAUUUACUCAGUGCCCGAGAUACGAAUGUUCUGCUGGGCGCCCUUCUGGCUCUGGCUAGUUUAGCUGAAAGUCCAGAGUGUAGGGAGAAGAUAAGUGAGCUCAACAUUGUAGAAAAUCUGCUGAUGAUUUUACAUGAAUAUGACUUGCUUUCCAAAAGGCUGACAGCCGAGCUGCUGCGCCUGCUCUGUGCCGAGCGCCAGGUGAGAGAGCAGGUGAAGCUCUACGAGGGGGUCCCUGUCCUGCUCAGCCUGCUGCACUCAGACCACCUGAAGCUGCUAUGGAGUGUCGUCUGGAUUCUGGUGCAGAUUUGCGAGGACCCAGAGACCAGCGUGGAAAUCCGCAUCUGGGGCGGCAUCAAGCAACUUCUUCAUAUUUUGCGAGGAGACAGAAAUUUUGUUUCUGAUCGUUCCUCCAUUGGAAGCCUGUCUAGUGCCAAUGCGGCUGGCCGAAUCCAGCAGCUUCGUUUGUCAGAAGAUUUAAGCCCUCGGGAAAUACAAGAAAAUACUUUCUCUCUUCAAGCAGCCUGCUGUGCGGCCCUCACGGAGCUGGUGCUGGACGACAGCAACGCCCACCUGGUGGUGCAGGAAAAUGGUAUAUAUACAAUAGCAAAAUUAAUUUUACCAAACAAACAAAAGAAUGCAGCAAAAACUAAUCUAUUACAGUGUUACGCAUUCAGAGCCUUGAGGUUUCUCUUCAGUAUGGAAAGAAACAGACCACUGUUUAAAAGACUUUUCCCCACCGACCUGUUUGAGACCUUCAUUGAUAUAGGACAUUAUGUUCGUGAUAUCAGUGCUUAUGAAGAAUUAGUAUCAAAGUUGAAUUUAUUAGUGGAGGAUGAACUAAAGCAAAUUGCUGAAAAUGUUGAAAGCAUUAAUCAGAAUAAAGCUCCUUCGAAAUAUAUAGGCAACUAUGCGAUUUUGGAUCAUCUCGGCAGUGGAGCUUUUGGCUGUGUUUACAAGGUUAGAAAGCGCAGUGGUCAAAAUCUGUUAGCAAUGAAAGAGGUCAACUUACAUAACCCAGCAUUUGGAAAAGAUAAAAAAGACCGAGACAGCAGUGUAAGGAAUAUUGUUUCUGAAUUAACCAUAAUUAAAGAGCAGCUUUAUCAUCCAAACGUUGUACGCUAUUAUAAAACAUUUCUGGAAAAUGAUAGGCUGUAUAUAGUUAUGGAACUUAUAGAAGGGGCCCCUCUUGGAGAGCAUUUCAGUUCUUUGAAGGAAAAACGACAUCAUUUUGCUGAAGAGAGACUAUGGAAAAUAUUUAUACAGCUGUGCUUGGCUCUUCGGUACUUGCACAAGGAGAAGAGGAUCAUCCAUAGAGACCUGACGCCGAACAACAUCAUGCUGGGGGACAAGGACAGAGUGACUGUCACUGACUUUGGCCUGGCAAAGCAAAAACAAGAAAGCAGUAGACUUACAUCUGUUGUGGGAACAAUUCUGUAUUCCUGCCCGGAGGUGCUGAAGAGUGAGCCGUACGGGGAAAAGGCAGAUGUGUGGGCAGCAGGCUGCAUCCUUUAUCAGAUGGCGACCCUGGAUCCUCCCUUCUACAGCACCAACAUGCUCUCCCUGGCCACAAAAAUAGUGGAGGCGGUAUAUGAACCAGUGCCAGAAGGCAUCUACUCUGAAAAGGUGAUCACUACCAUCAGCAGAUGCCUCACUCCAGAUGCAGAAACCCGCCCAGAUAUUGUAGAAGUCAGCUCCAUGAUAUCAGAUAUCAUGAUGAAGUAUGUAGACAAUUUAUCCACAUCCCAGCUGGCCUUGGAGAAGAAGCUGGAACGGGAACGGAGGCGCACACAGAGGUAUUUUAUGGAAGCCAACCGGAAUGCAAUCACAUGUCAGCAGGAGCCUACUCUGCUGUCUCAGGAAACCUUUGAGAAGGCAAGCUUGAGUAGCAGCAGCAGUGGAGCAGGAAGCCUGAAAAGUGAACUUUCAGAAAUCACAGACCUCCCUGCUGAAGGCUUCCAGGCACCAUGUGGUAAGGAUGAAGACCGGACUUGUGAUGGACUCUUAUCAGAUGAUAACUUCAAUUUGGAAAAUAUUGAGAAAGAUCUAUAUUCAGAGCUUGAUGAUGAAUUGGACAUUUCAGAUAACUUUAGCAGCUCCAGCUCAAGCCCUUUGAAGGAAUCGACAUUCAGCACUUUAAAAAGAAGUUUUAGUGCUUCAGGAGGAGAAAGACAAUCCCAAACUAGAGACUUCACUGGUGGAAUAGGAUCCAGACUGAGACCAGCUUUGCUGCCUCUUGACCUGCUUCUGAAAGUGCCACCCCUCCUGCUCAGUGCCCACGUUAAGGAGGUAGAGGCUGAGUUAGUGACGGGGUGGCAGGCCCACAGCCUUCCCACUGUGAUUCUCCACAGUCUCAAAGACCAUGCAUCUGCAGGAAUUGCUGUGUCACAGAGGAAAGUACGUCAGAUCAGUGAUCCUAUUCAGCAGAUCCUAAUCCAGCUGCACAAAGUCAUCUACAUCACUCAGCUUCCUCCAGCUUUGCACCACAACUUGAAAAGAAGGAUUAUAGAGAGAUUCAAGAAAUCCCUCUUCAGCCAGCAGAGUAACCCUUGUAAUUUGAAAUCUGAAAUUAAAAAGUUAUCUCAAGGAUCUCCAGAACCAAUUGAACCCAACUUUUUCACAGCAGAUUACCACUUAUUGCAUCAUUCAUUGGGUGGAAACAGCCUGUCCUCAAAUGACCCAACAGGUCUACCCUCUAGCUUUGAUUUGGAGGAGGGGAUAACAUAUGAACAGAUGCAGACUGUGAUUGAAGAAGUCCUAGAGGAAAGUGGCUAUUACAAUUUUACUUCUAACAGGUAUCACUCCUAUCCAUGGGGGACCAAGAAUUAUCCAACCAAAAGAUGAACGUGCUACACUUUAAACAGACCUAGUUUUCCCAGUGAAGGUCAAGUUCUGGACUGAAACCUCUACUGGCAAGAUGCCCAAGGAUUGGGUGAUACUCCAAGAGUAUGGAAGAGAAAAGACCAAUAUGCCACAGUGCCCGCAGGACCUCUUUCUGGAGAUCCAGUGCUAUGAGGCUCCAUCCUUGGGAUACACAGGUACAGGAUAGCAGAGCUUCCAGUGUACUCCUGGGAGAAACUGCUGCAGAAUUCAUCUAUGAAAAGAAAACUCGCUCUUUGCAGGACUUUCCUCCAAGUUAAAAAGAAAACAAAAAAAUGACAUAUUUUUCAAAGAAAUACUUUUUACUUAGAAUUGCUAAAACUAUGUUUAAAGGCAUCUAGCUUUCUAUGUAUAGUUUUAGAUAAAGAAAAUUAUAGAACUCAGAACAGUAAUAUUGGGUAAUUCACUGUAUCCAUCAAUUUUUUAAUGGUAAAAGAAAUUCAGAAUAUGUGAUUGAAA
Bubalus bubalis (water buffalo) is the source of this 5216-nucleotide messenger RNA. RefSeq names its product NIMA related kinase 10 (gene NEK10). The record is from RefSeq and is a predicted model, not a curated record. The coding region runs from base 1230 to 4721 and encodes 1163 amino acids. Gene Ontology annotation, biological process: protein phosphorylation. Gene Ontology annotation, molecular function: protein serine/threonine kinase activity; ATP binding. The transcript has 37 exons. Lineage: Eukaryota; Metazoa; Chordata; Mammalia; Artiodactyla; Bovidae.